UGCCCCGUACUCUCUUCCUCUAGUUGUUUUUUAUCUGGCGCUAUUUUUUAUCUCUCUAAUCAAUGCUUUUAUCCUGACAGAGAGAGAUAGAGGAGAGUGAGUUGGAAUUGUUUGGUACAAACAGAGCAAAUCAACAGAGGAUUGGAGAUGAGGGCUCACAUGGGUACUUUUUCCAUGUGACAGAUUCUCCUUUUGGGCUAUUAAUGCUUCCCUGUAUCUCUACCUCUAUAGAAUUGCUAUUUUAAUGCUCCCCUUUCUCUCUACCUCUAAAGAUUCGCAGAAAACCUAUCUCUGUUUGGCUCUCAAUUUGCAAUUCCUCUCUCUCUCUCUCUCUCUCUCUCGCGGGUUUUUCUGCUGAUUUGGGUUUUUCUUACAGUUCAUGAGUUCUUGGUUUUUUCAUUGAUUUCUACUUCAUACAUUAAAAAAUAAAAUAAAAAAGCGCAUUUCUUUUAUUCUAAUUCUGAUGUUUUAUGUUCCUGUCAACGCCUUCAUUUUGAUGUGUUUUAAGAACCUAUUAUCUGCUUUUCUUCUCGCUGCAUUCCCUUCCCAAUGAUUUCCUCCUCGAAAAAAUAAGCUGUUCUUGUUAUCUGCCGCCUUUUUUUUUUUUUCUUUUGGAAUUCUAGUAUUUUUCAGUUGCCUGUUUUUAGUCCUGUUCCUGCCACUCUAAUGCAACCUUGAUUAAUGAAUUACAUUUAUCUCUCUAAUUUGAAAUGUAUCUCUACAUCAACCACAUAAACUAAGUUUGAAGAGAGUGGGAGAGAGAAGAAAAUCAGCAAUUUGGUUCUUCAGAAUCACAGUAUUUUCAAAAUUUCAAUCCUGUUCUUCCUCUCAACACCUACCUGAGCUUUCCAAGGAAAAUCAUAUAAAACCCAUCUGGGCGUUUCAAAACACUCUCUCUCUCUCUCUCUCUCUCUCUCUCUCUCUCCAUGGAGUUCACCUUGGUAUGCACUAGAAUUAAUGUCCUGGUUCUCCUUUUGGCCCUCUCCUCACCCUGCACAUUCAUUCAAAGUCCAAUGGAUUUUGGUCAAUUGAACUUCCUCCAAACAACAACCACAGCAUCUCUUGACUUCGGGAGGAUCUUCUUCAAUUCUCCUUCUGCAGUUCUCCGACCCCAAUCCCCGAAAGAGAUCCUUCAGCUCCUCAGCUUCCUCUCUGCUCCCUCCUUCAGCAAGGUUACUGUUGCAGCAAGAGGAGCUGGGCACUCCAUCCAUGGCCAGGCCCAAGCAGUCAAUGGCAUUGUCAUUGAAAUGGAUUCUCUACCUCCUUCCAUAGAAAUCCACAGGAAAAGAGAUGGAGAGCCUGGUUUUUCUUAUGCAGAUGCAAGUGGUGGGACCCUUUGGGUGGAACUCUUGAAGGAGAGCUUGACACAUGGCCUGGCUCCAAGAUCAUGGACUGAUUAUCUCUAUCUCAGCAUUGGUGGGACCCUUUCUAAUGCUGGAAUUAGUGGCCAGACAUUUAAGUAUGGCCCACAGAUCAGUAAUGUCCUUCAACUAGAUGUUAUUACAGGUAAAGGAGAGCUUGUUACAUGCUCACCCACAGAAAGUUCAGGUCUUUUUCAUGCAGUUUUAGGUGGCCUGGGCCAGUUUGGUAUAAUAACAAGUGCAAGGAUAUUACUACAAGAUGCUCCACAGAAAGUGAAAUGGGUUAGAGCCUUCUACGAAGAUUUUGGCAUUUUCACCAAUGACCAAGAGCUGUUGAUUUCAAUGACAGACAUAGUGGACUAUGUUGAAGGAUUCGUGGUCUUAAAUGAGCAAUCUCUACACAGCUCUUCCAUUGCCUUCCCUUCCCAUCUGGGUUUCAUGCCACAGCUCCAAUCAGGCACUUCACAUGUCUACUACUGCAUUGAAUUUGCAAUACACUUUUACCAGGAAAAGGACUCCAACCCAGACAAGCUUGUAAAGGAGAUAACAAAACAAUUGAACUUCAUGCCUUCGUACAUUUACAGUGUUGAAGUCUCCUACUUUGAUUUCCUCAAUAGGGUGAGAAUGGAGGAGAUGAGUCUGAGGAGGAGAGGGUUGUGGGACGUGACACAUCCAUGGAUGAACAUGUUUGUGCCCAAAUCAGGAAUUCUUCAAUUCAGAGAUUUGCUGUUGGACAACAUCUCUCCAACUACUUUUGAAGGCCCUAUCCUCAUAUAUCCAAUCCUUAGAGACAAGUGGAACCCGAACAUGUCAGCCGUCCUGCCUGAACGUGGAUCCGAACACGGCGACAAGGUGCUGUACAUCGUGGGCAUGCUCCGGUCCGCAAACCCGAGCACGUGCACGGCCGAAUGCCUGGAGAGCCUCCUUCAGCAAAACCGCCGAAUCGUGGAAACCGCUACAAGCCCACGUAUCGGCGCCAAGCAGUACCUCUCCCAUUACUGCCAAGAGCAGCAGUGGCGAGAACAUUUUGGCGGGAAAUGGGAACGGUUUUUGGCGGGAAAGUCGGAGUACGACCCCCUCAGCAUCCUGGCGCCUGGUCAGGGGAUCUUCGAGAGGAAGUAUAGCAAGUGGCCCACCACCCUCCAAUCUCAAUGAGGGGACAAGAGAGAUGGACGGUUGAGAUUUUAUUCCUGUUGGGGUUUUAUUUUUAUUUUUGUUAUUGUAGUUGCAGGUGGGAAAGGGAGUUUUUGGAAAGGAGGAAGGUUAGAAAACGCAUUUCGGGAAAUAUAACCACCUGGGGAUGUUGGGUGUACAGUACCUGCACGAGAUUUUGCUUUUUAUAGAAGAAAACAGUCGAAUUUCAAUUUUA
Magnolia sinica is the source of this 2730-nucleotide messenger RNA. Its product is annotated as cytokinin dehydrogenase 3-like. Gene Ontology annotation, biological process: cytokinin metabolic process. The record is from RefSeq and is a predicted model, not a curated record. Lineage: Eukaryota; Viridiplantae; Streptophyta; Magnoliopsida; Magnoliales; Magnoliaceae. Gene Ontology annotation, molecular function: cytokinin dehydrogenase activity; FAD binding. The transcript has 5 exons. Bases 927 to 2516 code for a protein of 529 amino acids.